GCUUGCCUAGACCGGUCGCAGCGCUUCGUGCGGGGCCGGGAGGAAGGAAGAUGGUGGCGCCGGAGCAGCUCCGCGUGGUGCGUUGCGGCGGCAGCGGGUUGAAUGGGAGUCGCGCCGUCUUCUCAGCCGAUUCCAAGUACCUCUUGUGCACUUCAGGUGAUUAUGUGAAAGUCUACAGUACAGCUACAGAAGAAUGUCUGCAUGUCCUGCAGGGUCAUAGCAACCUGGUGACAGGAAUCCAGUUGAAUCCCCAAAACCAUUUGCAGCUCUAUUCAUGGUCUCUAGAUGGCACCAUUAAGCUUUGGGAUUUUUUGGAUGGCAUUCUCAUCAAGACAUUCGUUGUUGGGUUCAAACUCCUUGCACUCUAUGCGCUUCCCAGUUUUGAGAACUCUGUGUUUCUUAUCAUCCCAAAGGAUAAUGCAGAACAGUCAGGUGUAUUUCAACUAGUUUCACUGAAACUUCCAAAAAUACCGGGGCAAGAAGUGGAAGCCAAAGAGCUGGAAUUGAUUUUAGACGGCAUAAGCCAGUCACCCAAAUGUACUGCGUUUGGAAGAGAUGGGGAAUAUGUGGUAUCAGUCUCCGAACUAUACCUCCUUGUUUGUUUUUUCAAGAAGAAAAAGAUUUACAGCUUUCCUGUAGGCUCAGAAGUCAGAGGUAGUUCAACGAGUUGCUUCACUUGUGUGUCUUGCCACCCAAAGGAAGACUGUAUCGCGACUGGACACAAGGAUGGAAAAAUUCGUCUCUGGAGAAAUUUUAAUCACAGGAGAGAGUACACAUUCACCACCAUGCACUGGCAUCAUGACGAAGUUCUGGAUCUUGCCUUUUCUGUAGAAGGAACCAACCUCCUCAGUGGUGGGAUCGAGUCUGUCCUGGUUCAGUGGCGAGAUGGGUCGGAUGCUAAGAAGGAAUUCUUGCCCCGUCUGGGAUCCACGAUCCAGCACAUCUCUGUUUCUCCUGAUGGGACUUUCCUGUGUACCUCUCAUUCAGAUAACAAAAUAGUAAUCAUACACAGCAACCUGAGGGUCGCCUCAAUCAUCCAGGGGCUAAUCAAAGGUAGUGACAUCAAGACUGGCUUGAUGGUUGACCCAAGAACUAAAGCCUUGGUUCUGAACGGAAAGCCUGGCCAUUUGCAGUUCUAUUCCUUGCAAAACGACAAACAACUGUACAGUUUAGAUAUUGUGCAGCAGGAGUUUAUUCAUCAGUACGGUUUGACCCAGAUUGAGUUGUCGAAGGCAGCGUUCGACUCCAAAGGCAACUGGCUGGCCACCGUGGAACAGCGGCAAGGAAGCUGCAGUGACCUUGAAUUGCAGAUGAAGCUGUGGGCGUACGAUGAGCAAGCACAAAGCUUUACUCUGAACACAAGAAUAAAUAUGCCCCAUGAAGACUGUGUCACAGGUCUGUGUUUCCGCUGCACAGAUGAAUCUGAAAAUGCAACCCCGACAUUGGUGACAGCCAGCCGUGAUGGGCAUUUUAAAGUCUGGAUGCUGCUGGUUGAUAACGAGGAUGAAAAUGAAAGCAUAACCUGGGCCUGUGAUUUUGUCGGAAGCUAUCACCACUACCGAGCUACCAACUGCUGUUUCUCCGAAGACGGCUCUUUGCUUGCUGUUAGCUUUGAUGAAAUAGUCACUCUGUGGGACUCGGAAACGUGGGAUCUGAAAUGUACAUUCUGCCACCCCCCUGGAAUGAUACAAAACCUUUGUUUUGGGAGGCUGAGUUGUUCGAAAUACCUCCUUGGUAGCACCAGUACUGGCUUUCUGUGCUGCUGGAACUUGCUGAGCUGUACAAUGGAAUGGAGUGCCCAGUUAAAUGUCAUCGUUCUCCAGCCUGAUUGUCUCUCUGAGAACAUGGUUGCAAUUUCCUGGAAUUCGGAAUACUCGGAUGUGUUUGUGUUCAAGCCCAGCGAGCCGCAGCCGUUGUGCAUCCGGAGGAAGAUCUGCAGAGGCAGAGUCCGAUGGGCUAUCUUUGUUCCGAGAGAUGUGCCUGAAUGUAGUCGCUCCGAAAAAUAUCAGUGGCUUAACCAAUCUCAGUUUUACUUCAUGACUGAGACUCAUGAAUUGAUGACAUUUAGCACAAAAACACCAGAAGAGAGACUUACACCUUCCAGCAGACAGUUGGCGGUUGAGGAGAGCUUCACCAUGACGCCUUUUUACCUCCUACUGGGAAAGCACCGGCAACAGACAGAGGAGGCUGCAGGGAUUAGGAAAACACCCAUGCAGAGCAAUUUGCCCCAGGAGUCACCUGCAAUUAAAGAACUGCUUCACACUCCCGCACAUGUAUUACCAUCUGCCGCUUUCCUGUGUCCUAUUUUUAUUAACUCAUUGCUGGUAUCCAAAACAAAAGAAAGUACUGAUAACAUCGUCAGUGAAGCAGAAAUGGAAAGUGAAAAUGAAAAGAAUGGCUCUGAGGACGAAGCAGAAAUUGCAGAACUUCGCACAGAGGUUUCACAAACAACAGAGUGUUUGGAGAACAGUCUACCUCAGUUAUCCAAGGCUCAGGAAAGAGACCUGCGUAAAUUAAGAAAACUGGACUACAGCUGGGUAUCAGCACUCUAGACACGCAACAUUGUGGACUGAAUUUUUUUACCAAUAAUUUAAUAAGACGUUCAAUUUUGUUCAAAUAAACAGUGGAGUUUUUUGGGUCCAUCUGUUGAUCGCACAAAAUCUGGUUGAUCUGUUGACAGAAAAGUAAUGUAGGUCUGCAGUAAAUUAUGUGCAAUAAAAAUCUUUAUAUAUUAACAUAAAAA
Pogona vitticeps (central bearded dragon) is the source of this 2743-nucleotide messenger RNA. RefSeq names its product WD repeat domain 75 (gene WDR75). Gene Ontology annotation, biological process: positive regulation of transcription by RNA polymerase I; positive regulation of rRNA processing; ribosome biogenesis. The record is from RefSeq and is a predicted model, not a curated record. Gene Ontology annotation, molecular function: RNA binding; protein binding. Lineage: Eukaryota; Metazoa; Chordata; Lepidosauria; Squamata; Agamidae. Gene Ontology annotation, cellular component: nucleolus; small-subunit processome.